AUGAGCCAAGGCAACUCUAACUGGCAGGGAGACGAUAUCUCUGAAUUCAAUCCCCUUGCUCCUGACAGCUCGUCACCUGGUCAGGCAAACGGCAUGGCAUUCAACAAUGCCAACGCCAUGUCUUCUAUGACAAACCCAGAAGAAACCGCUUCGGGAAUGUCGUCGGCGAGCCCCAUGUCGCCAAUGCCGACCACGACCUACAUCCCCACCAUGUCUCAUAUGGUUCGUGACCCUCAGCCGCCUGCGUCUCCGGCUAUGUUUAGGGCAAUGACUGGUGCCUCUAUGAGCCGGGGACGUUGGACAGGCAACAUGAACUUGGCCUUAGCAUAUGGCUCUCGCCAGACCAACUACGAGGUUGACACUGGCAUUCAACUGGGCUCGCAAGGCCAAGGGAUGCUUCACCAAUAUCAAAUUGGUGAGGCCUCAACGUCUACCCCGGUACCCGACCGCAGGGCCUUGCAAGUAUCCGCCGCCACCCAUCGCCUCAAUUCCAGAGCGCCAAUGCCACAGCGUCAAUCAGGCAUGGUCAAUUAUUCCUUUGGAAGCGGCUCGGCCCCUGGUUCAUCUGGUCCAGAGCGGGACUCUGCUCGUAAGGUCACGAAGAGACAGGGCAAGAGGGUAGCACGGAGCGACAAGGAGGGAGACAUGUCAAUGUCCGACUCGUCCACCUUACAGUGGAGGCCAGGCAUGCGGCAGACGAAGAUCCUGGACUCGUGGUCUGAGGAGAGAAAGGAGCAGACUCGUAUCAGAAACGAGUUAAUCUCCAAGUGCAAGGCUGAUCACACCAGAGAUCAGAACAGGGUCUCGGCUCGUAAGAGUCGCCAGAAGAAGGAGGACGCCCUGCAAGAUGCUAGAAGUAAUGUGCAGAAGCUCCAAGAGCAGAACAUGGCACUGGCUCAGCAGGCCCAGGAACUCAAUACCAGAAUCAACAUCUACGAGAUGGAUAUUGAGAACCGUGGCCAGAGCAUUGCUAUGCUAGCCAGUGACAAUGCGGCUCUCCAGGCUCGAAUUACGCAACUGGAGAUGCAAAUCUUGCAGGGCGGACAAAGUGUGCAGGGAUUCCAGACAGAAGAGACACCUGCACAGGAGCUUACCCCGGUUCUGCCUCCUUACUCAAGCCAGGUCCAGAGCCAACUUCAUGGUUCUAUGUUCAGACAGAACCCUGGACCUGCCUCUGCUCACACCCAGGGCCAUACUCAAGAUCAGCUACAGGCUCAGGUCUCUCCGUCCGCCCAGGAAGGCUCGUCAGCUCGAGAGUCCUCUCUAAGUCGAGAGAUAGCUCAAAUCCGAGCUGUAAACCUCAACGACGAGCAUGAAGCUCCCUCUGAACUAUCCCCGAUGAACACAGCUCAGGGCUCAGCUGAACUGGGUGGCCAGGAUGAUGUCGGCGACAUGUCUCUCUAUGACUAUGAGGGAUACUUUAACAGUGGCGGACAGGCAUGA
Molecule: messenger RNA, 1443 nt
Organism: Daldinia childiae
Lineage: Eukaryota; Fungi; Ascomycota; Sordariomycetes; Xylariales; Hypoxylaceae
Exons: 3
Coding region: 1-1443 (480 amino acids)
Biological process (GO): regulation of DNA-templated transcription
Molecular function (GO): DNA-binding transcription factor activity
Source: RefSeq, a predicted model, not a curated record